Messenger RNA from Pseudomassariella vexata, 1002 nucleotides. RefSeq names its product chitin biosynthesis protein. Gene Ontology annotation, cellular component: endoplasmic reticulum membrane. The coding region runs from base 1 to 1002 and encodes 333 amino acids. The transcript is spliced from 2 exons. The record is from RefSeq and is a predicted model, not a curated record. NCBI's taxonomy places the organism in Eukaryota, Fungi, Ascomycota, Sordariomycetes, Amphisphaeriales, Pseudomassariaceae. Gene Ontology annotation, biological process: protein folding.
AUGGGCGGCUUCGGGGACUUCACGCCCCUCUGCCACACGGCAGCGCUCCCGCUAUGCGCCUCGGUCGGCCCCAUAACCUCCAUCUCCUCGGGCGUGGGCAUCGAGCCUGACUGCUAUGCGCGCAAUAUCGAGCUGGCCAACACAAUCAUCUUCGAGGGGGCGGCGAGCUUCAUGCACAUCAUCGCGCUGGGCAUGACGGUCAUCAUGAUCCUGCACAUCCGGGGCAAGUUCACCGCCGUCGGGCGCAAGGAGAUCCUCGCCUUCUUCUACUUCUACAUGCUGCUCAGCUUCUUCUCUCUUUGCGUCGACGCCGGUGUCGUCCCGCCCGGCUCCGGGCCUUACCCUUACUUUGUCGCUAUCCAGGCUGGGUUCGUGUCGUCGCUUGUUACUUGUCUGUUGAUCAACGGCUUCGUUGGGUUCCAGCUGUAUGAGGACGGCACGCCGCUUUCGGUGUGGUUGCUGCGGCUCUGCUCGGCUGCCGCUUUCGCCAUUUCGUUCUUGAUUUCGCUGGCGACUUUCAAGUCGUGGGCUGGACUGGGUCCCACCAACACUAUCGGCCUGUUCACUGUGCUGUACCUGCUUAAUGGGGUUCAGUUGGUCGUCUACGUCGGCUUGCAGAUACUCCUUGUUUCGCGCACACUGCAGGAUAGAUGGCCACUUGGAGACAUUGCCUUUGGUGUCUUCUUUUUCGUUAUUGGCCAGGUCAUACUCUACGCCUUCAGCUCGACCAUCUGCUCUGCAACGAGCCACUAUGUCGACGGUCUCUUCUUUGCGACCGUCUGCAAUCUGCUUGCGGUCAUGAUGGUAUACAAGUACUGGGACUCCAUCACGAAAGAAGACCUUGAAUUCUCCGUCGGCACCCGUAUGAACAAUUGGGAGGUGAAGGAACUCCUGCCCGAGGACGAGCGCCGAGCCACCGUCUACGCCGAAGACCCUUAUCACCAAUCUAGCGCAUAUGACAAUGGAUACUCGCCCACCGGCAACCGGAUGUCGAGGUACUAG